AUGCCAAAAACAAGAUUGGCCCUCUCACAAAUCUAAAUCGACUUUGAGGUAAUAAAAUAGAUCGGAACUGGAAAUUUCACUAACAUAUAUAAGGUCUUGCAUAAAAAAUACCCUGAAAAUUACUAUGCUUUGAAAGUAUGUGACUCACAAAAAGUAUCAAACUUAAGAAAAGAAACAGAUAUACUUAUGGAAAAGCAUGCUUUGAAUAAGAUAUUGCUAGAUUGCAAAGAUAAAGGGAUCAAAGAUGAGGAUUUACCUUGUGUAAAAUUAAUUGGCACCUUUAAAGAUGGCAUAAAUUUAUACUUUUUGACUGAAGCUCUAAACAGUAAGGAUGAGCUCUGGGAAUACUGCAGAACUUUUGGAAUGUUCAAUGAUUCAAUCAUUAGAUAUACCUUUUACGAAAUUUGCAAAAGUGUUCAGCAGCUGCACUCUAUUGGGAUUAUACAUAGAGAUCUUAAACCUGAGAAUAUGUUCUAUACUAAUAACUAAAGCCAUGUAAAGCUGAUUGAUUUUGGGUCAGCUGAAGAUAUCUAAAAUUCUUAAAUAAGGGCAAUGAGGAUUGAUGACAAUCCGAAAAGACACCAGCAUUUGAACUUUGUUGGUACUCCAUAAUAUAUGUCGCCUGAAUGUAUUAGAAAUCAGGGAUCAUUCCUAGCAAGUGAUAUUUGGAGUUUAGGCUGCAUUCUAUACUAGUUCUAUCUUGGUUUACUUCCUUUCAGAGGUAAAAGUGAUUACUUGAUAUUUGUCUAAAGUACAGUAGCUAAGUAUAGGCUAGAAGAAUAUCCUGAUAUCUUAAUUCCUCAAGAAGCUAAAGACUUAAUUUAAAAGUUGCUAAUUGUUGAUCAUAAAUUGAGACCUAGCAUUGAAAACUUGCUGCAGAGUCCUUAUUUUGAUAUGGUUAGAAAUCUCAAAAAGAUGCCUGAACCCUCUUUAUUAGAUAAAUAGCUGAAAGAAAUAUGCUUGGAUUUUAUUACAAGAGGCAAUGUCUAUCAACUUGAAGGUAUUGAUAAAUUUGAUCAGCAUUUCGAGAGCAAUGUCAUUUAAAAGUUUAUUAAAGAGGAAUUAUGGAAUUUAUACUUGGAAUCAUAGGAUUAGAUUUAAUUAAGACUUGACCACAUUAGAAUGCUAGCUAAAAACUUCAUAUUCGAUACAGACCCAUAUCCUGAAGAUAAUGAGCUAGUAUAAAAGCUAAUGAGAAAUGAGUCACAGUACUAAGAUUAGUAGAGAUAGAUGGAGUAGAAUAAUCAAACAAAGGAAUAAAACUCUAGUGAGGAUGAACAAGAUCUUAUACUAGCUUCAGAAUAAUAUGUACAAUCAUCUGAAAGAGAAUAAAAGGAAAUUGAGGAAUGA
Molecule: messenger RNA, 1350 nt
Organism: Stylonychia lemnae
Lineage: Eukaryota; Ciliophora; Spirotrichea; Sporadotrichida; Oxytrichidae
Source: the annotation of a GenBank genome assembly